CCGGCAUUUAGCUCAUGCGCGGCGGCGGUACCGCCCUUUCGGCCUGAGCGGCAGCGGCAUCUCUUUCCCGGCGGCUCCGGCGCGGCGUGAAUAUGGCGGACCAGGCCAUCUCCUUCCUCAAGGACUUUCUGGCGGGCGGCGUUGCCGCCGCUAUCAGCAAGACGGCGGUGGCGCCCAUCGAGCGGGUCAAGCUCUUGCUUCAGGUACAACAUGCAAGUAAACAAAUUGCCGCUGAUAAGCAGUACAAGGGUAUCAUCGAUUGUGUAGUGCGUAUUCCAAAGGAACAAGGAGUGCUGUCUUUCUGGCGAGGAAACUUGGCAAAUGUCAUCAGAUACUUCCCAACUCAAGCUCUCAACUUUGCCUUCAAGGAUAAGUAUAAGCAGGUGUUCUUGGGAGGUGUAGACAAGCACACUCAAUUCUGGAGGUAUUUUGCUGGUAACCUGGCUUCUGGUGGUGCAGCUGGAGCCACUUCCCUCUGCUUUGUCUACCCCUUGGAUUUUGCAAGAACCCGUUUGGCUGCUGAUGUUGGAAAAGCUGGUGCAGACAGAGAAUUCUCUGGUCUAGGGGACUGUCUAGUCAAAAUUACCAAGUCUGAUGGUCUGCGUGGCUUGUAUCAAGGGUUCAAUGUCUCUGUCCAAGGCAUCAUCAUCUAUAGAGCUGCCUACUUUGGGAUCUAUGAUACAGCAAAAGGCAUGCUCCCAGAUCCCAGAAAUACUCACAUUGUUAUCAGUUGGAUGAUUGCCCAGACAGUGACUGCUGUGGCUGGCGUGGUCUCCUAUCCUUUUGAUACAGUGCGGCGUAGAAUGAUGAUGCAGUCAGGACGCAAAGGAGCUGAUAUCAUGUACUCUGGAACAAUUGACUGCUGGCGGAAGAUUGCACGGGAUGAGGGAGGAAAGGCGUUCUUCAAGGGUGCAUGGUCUAAUGUUCUCAGAGGCAUGGGGGGUGCUUUUGUGCUUGUGCUGUAUGAUGAAUUCAAGAAAGUUAUUUAAACAGCCUAACUAGAAUUGGAAAUCAAGUUGAGCAGAUCAUGUAGAAUAACUACCAUUAUGGACCAUUGACCUUCAAGAAAUUCCUGUGAGUCUUAUUUAUCGGAGCCAGAUGAUAUUUGUAGAUGGGGCUAGAAACUGACAUAGAGGACUGAUCCAUUUCUUGAUAACAUGCAUGAAGACACUGAAUCUGGCAAUUCAGUGUGGUGAUUUCUUUUUUUUUUUUUUUUUUAGUGAUGAGGAAUUGGUGGCGUUGGUUCUGGGUCCAAAGCGGCUGGGUCCAAUUUAGGCAGAAAAAAUUAUUUGCCUGUGGAUCAGUCCCCGGUUUCAAGUCCUAUCUUGUUAGGACCAUUAAAUUGUAUUUGAAAGUACUUGCUAACAAAUCAUGUUCUUUUCCACUUGUACUGAAGCACUAUGUACCAUUUUGCACAGCUGAACAUCUAGCAAUUUUGUUCUUAAAUUGGGGCAUUCUGCUGUAAAACAAUAAACAUACUUACUCUUUCUGUGUUGAAAUUAUUACAUAAAA
This is a messenger RNA of Grus americana (Whooping crane), 1512 nucleotides long. It is a transcript of the gene SLC25A6, whose product is annotated as solute carrier family 25 member 6. Gene Ontology annotation, cellular component: mitochondrial inner membrane. Bases 93 to 989 code for a protein of 298 amino acids. Gene Ontology annotation, molecular function: ATP:ADP antiporter activity. NCBI's taxonomy places the organism in Eukaryota, Metazoa, Chordata, Aves, Gruiformes, Gruidae. The record is from RefSeq and is a predicted model, not a curated record. The transcript has 4 exons. Gene Ontology annotation, biological process: mitochondrial ATP transmembrane transport; mitochondrial ADP transmembrane transport.